CUUAAGUCAACUGUCUUUGUCUCUUCGUGAGAUGCAAAAAAGGAACUGAGUCUGUAUUUAUUGGACGGCAGAAAAAUAAAGAAGAAGAGCAAGAACAUAUAGUGGCGUGGAAAGGUUUUUAUUUAGAACCAAAAGACCACGAUGAUGCGAAGAUGACGCCGUCGUGAAUCAUGUGCAGCUCCGCAAGCAGUUGAAUGGCACAUCACAAUUAUGACGACGCGCAUCAGGAAGAUGCAGCCGGAACAAGAACGACUUAAGUGAAGACCACGUGGAAUACGUUUAUUCCACGGUACCACAGGAGGAAGAUUUUUUCGCGAAAAGGACGACGCGCUGUUCCUUUUCCAUAAUUCAUCUUGCUAGCGCAAGCGACACGACCAGGACGACCAUGGUAUCAGGUCACCACCCGUCUAGCUCGUCCUCCUCCGCCGCCUCGGGGGAGUUUGCGGCUGGGCAGUUUCACUAUGCACUGCAAAUAUGUCUGGGUCUGGAAAUCUGUGAUGCUGAAUUGAGCAUGAUUGAAACGCUUGCAAUGGCAGCCAGGCAUGACAAGUUUUGGAGACGCCUGCUGAUGCCUACCACGCAUCACAAACUGCGUUUUUGCACGACAAAACAAGCUCCUCUUUUGCUGCUCAUGCAACACAGAUUUUCAUUUUCCAGGAAUGCAAGACACGCAUCACAAGUUCCACUGUUCCAGACCCAGACAUUUUUGCAUUUGAUAUUCACCCUGUGAAGACGAAAAACCUGACUAUGGACGAUCUGUACCCCAUUGCUAUCCUGAUCGACGAGCUCCGAUCGGACCACUUGUUUCAGCGAAAAAAUGCGAUCGAGAACCUGGCGACCAUUUCCCUUGCUCUGGGCCCAGAGCGGGUACGAGAAGAACUGAUUCCGUUUCUUACCGCGGAAGUGGCUGCUGACGAUGAAGAGGAAUUGCUCGUGGAACUGGCGGACCAGGUCUCAGAUAGCCGUUUUGUAUGGCGUUCUCAAACGUGGUUACAUUCUCAAUUGUAUACAUGAAUUUGUCAUGCAGAACUACCUUACGCCACCAGACGUCCAAGCUGCUUCGCAUGACAAAUCUCCGAAGGGGUAAACAGCAUGUAAAUCUGUGAUGCGAAAGCAGCAAGCUUGCCCCUUUGCCUGUUGCUGUUCUUGCAUUUUUACUAAUUCGUGUAACAGUUGUGAAUGUAAAGUUUGAGAACGUGAUAUUUUGUGUUGGAAUUCUGUGGGGGGAUACAGUAUGGGAGCUGCUUAUGGAAGUGUCAGAAUCGAAAUCGACAAAAUCGAAAAACUUGUGAUGCACAAAAUCGAUGCCCCUUAGAGCCACAGUUUGUAGUCGGCGCAUGGCAAAUUCUCCCCGUCCUGGAAGCGAAUCUGUCAUGCGGUUUAGGGAAAAAGAGCUGCCUUCUGUCAUGCUAGUCAGCAGCCCAACACCUAAGCCUUACCAGGACUACAAUCCGCCUUCCUUGCAUCCUCUGCAAUAGAGUCGCUUUUUGCGUAGCAUUUUAUGGCAUAAAAUGCUACGCAAAAAGCAAGAAAAUUGAAAUGAUCUGUAAUGCAUAAUAUGCAUUACAGAUCAUUUCAAUUUUGUCAAUUUCGAUCCUGACACUCCCAUACUGCUUGAUACCAGUCUUGGAAGAAUUGGCCAACAAGGAAGAAGCAAUAGUGAGGGGGAAGGUAUAAAAUGUUUGUUGUCAGAUCAGUAGAGAGACCAUAGAGUUGUCAACAACAACUUCUUGUGUGUUUUUCUUGUGACGAACGAGUGGGAAUGAAUUAUGUGACCCCACCCCAUAAGCAUGAAAUACAAAUGAAAAUCAAAUGCAAUCUAUUUUCAGGCCACGGCGGGUUUGCAAAAAAUCAUGAACUUGAUUCCCGAGUUUUACAAGCAGCAGGCAGCGAUGGACCCAGGAUCUCAGCAUCAAACGUCGUCUACCUCGCUAUUUGAGGAGUUCGCGUCCCUGACCCACCGCUUGGCCCAGCACGACUGGUUUACGAGCAGAAUGAGCGCGCUAGCGUUGCUACCGACGAUUAUACCCAUAAGUCGGUGGUGGAACCAAAAUUUCGGCCCGACGGCGUCUAGCGCGGCCAGUGGAGGAGUGGAUAGUAACGGUGCUGGGGAGCAGCUGCAGCCACCCGAUCCGCCUGAGUUUGAAUACCUGGCGGCGUACGCCAGGCUAUGCCGCGAUGACACUCCCAUGGUCAGGAGAGCUGCCGCGGCGCAGUUUGUCACAGUAUAAGAAUAAGAAAUUAUGAUUAUCAUAAAAAAUUUUACUUACAUAGGUAAGUGACCGGGGCGGGUUCCUUGUGUCACGAAUCCAUAAAGCAUAUCAGAUCUGCAUGAGAUGAACAAAAGAACCUGUAUUCUGUGUGCGAACAAGUCCUGUGCAUGACAAAUUUUCAAAUUCCAGUAAACCAACCAGGUCGCCGACGUUCUGCUGACUUCACAAGGGAUGUCCAGAGGUGGACAAAGCGAUAGCAUCAACACCGGCGCUGGGAUAAGCACCACUCCGCCGGCGAUUCAUGAGCAAUUGAAUCAGCUGAUGCAGCUUCUAGCCGAGGACGAGCAGGACUCUGUGCGGGUUUUGGCAAUACAAAACGCGAUCUACUGCAAGGAUAAGCAGGUCCUCCUCAAGUCCGUCGCGGAUAUGCAGUGCAAACAUGUCUGGGUCAGGAAGGAUGCAGAUUUUUGUCAUGCUGUUUUUCCAUAACCAAGGAGGUCUGGCAUGCAAGGCCCAGCAUUACAGGUUUUGAGCAGGUGCCUCGAUACCUAAUCCGGUGACAAAGUGAGCAGCCUGUUUUGCUGUCUAGGCAUAAGAGAUUUUUUGUGUGUUGAAAAAUGCGCAUUACAAGUUGCACCAUUCCAGACCCAGACACAUUUGCAAUGCAUAGGGGACAAGUCCUGGCGAGUGCGGUACAUGAUGGCGGACUUUCUCCCGGAAAUUUUGCUGAAGCUCUUCGUCCCAGGUUUGUUGAAGGAAAUUGAAGACUAUCCACAGUAAAUUUCCCGUACACGACGACGUACCAAUGCGGUUUCUGCAUGACAAAACUUGGCUCCGAUCCUAGUUUAGCAUGACAGGCGUUACAUUCCAAGUUCGGUGAAGUUUGUGAUGCACCUUGUACAUGUACGGGAAAUUUGUAUUGCAUAAAGACAACGACCUGCAGCUUGAAGAGGACCAACAGGAUCGAACAGCCUCGAACGCACUGGAGGCGGUAUCACAUGCAAAAGUACGGUACGGCAUUCGUAGUCGUACGAAUUGCAGAUACGCAUGAAAAAUCUGUGAUGCUACGGCAUGCAUCACAGACAUCAUUGGUCAUGGAAAAUAUGCAUGACAAACAAGGUCCACGCGUGGGGACAGGGUCCCCACGCUGGGGCCUUGUGCGCAUCCCUAGUGGCGCGAGUGGAGGAACAUUGCUCGGCAUCGCGGCGGACAGAGUCCGCCCCUCGCCUCACAUCAGGCGCGCGCGCAGUGGCUUAGUUCGCAAAGCGGUAGUGGGGGAAGGGUGUUCGGCAUCAGUGCGGACAGUGUCCGCCCCUCGGCCUCGCCUCGCAUCAGGCGCGCGCAUAGUGGCUUAGUGCGCGAAGCGCUACAGCCGGGCGCAGGGUGUUCCUUCGGCAACGGGGCGGACAAUUCGAAACCACCCCGGGAAAAGCAGUCCGGUCUCAAAGUCACAGUUGCCUUUGUGCAUCACAGGUCGGAGACUUCCCUCUCAUGGCGGUAUGGAAUUUCUACGCCGCCUCCUGCAGGAGCCAAGGCGAUGGCGUAGAAAUUCGAAGCCGCCGCCGAAAAAGAAACUCGAUUGCAGCAUUGCUUUUGUGCAAUACAGAUCGGAGACUUCGUGUUCAGGAUGGUAGGGCAUUUCUACGCCCCAUUCCUGGCUCCGCACGGCAUUCGUAGUCGUACGGAUUGCAGAUACGCAUGACAAAUAUAACGCGCCCAACGAUUAAAUCCAAUAAAACUUUCAAAAAUGUUACGUACCUUCGCAAAGCGACCUACUGCAAGUAGGUCACACGACACAUAGCCGAGUUGGUCAUAUUGUAGCGAAGGCAGACACAAACUGCUAUUAGCCCGCUAUCGCACAACUUGGGUCGCUACCAGAUACGGGAUCCGCAUAGCCUGCUAGCCGUUUGGUAGGGGGCGCCCCACAGGCUCUAGAGCCCCCACGACCGAGACACCUGCCACCCGCCACGUUGGUGCUCUAGGCCAGGCAAGCGGGUGGCCCGCUCUGUGCAAGGACGGAAGCUGCUAGGGAACAAGGCCUAUCGCGCGCCCGCCUGCCGAAGCGAGUUGGGCGUGUGUGUGUUUUUAUGAUCGGCUCCAUGUGUCGAGCCGGUUCCUUACGUGGAACACACUUGUUCGACCCUGCUUUCGUAUUUCCUCGCCCAGGGCCGACGGAGCAGGCUGGUAGACAAACUCCGCUGCCUUUGUGCGGGUACGUGAGGCCUUCGUAGUCGUACGGCAUUCGUAGUCGUACGGCAUUCGUAGUCGUACGGAUUGCAGAUACGCAUGACAAAUCUACGCACCUUUAUCGAGCUGAAUCCAAUCAGCAUGACAAACCUGAGUGUAUUUUUUACACUGAGUAAAAAUAAAUUCAAGUUUGUGGAGGUGCAAUUAUUCCUACGUAGUGGUGCGGUUGUACUCUUGCAAUGCAUAAACAGACUAUGUCGGCAAGAUUUUAGAGAAACUACUCACAGACAACGAGCCGGAAGUCAGGAGCUUGGCCGUCUUCAAAUUGCCAAGCGUCGCGAAGGUACACACUAUACGUUGUAAUGUAGUUCAAGAUGAAGAUUUUUUUUACAUUUUCAUUUGCCACUACUUUCUGUUUUAUUGAUUCAUACCAAGUUGUAGUUGUGUCCAAAUCCUAACCCACCAAGCCCCCGGUUGUGAAUGAACGGCGACCAUUUAUUACAGCUAGUACCACGCCAGAAGAAAAAAUGUCAGGAACGAAGGGGAGUAUAAAAAUCAAAACCAGGUUCUCGCUGACAGCGAUGCGGCAAAUAAGCAGAAUAAUGGGGAGAUCACACCUUCUCCCAUCUCCCUGGACACCAGCGAAUUGGCCGCAGGUAGGCAGUGCAAAAGCAUCGUCGUGCUCGGACUAAAAAUAGCAAAAGCUACCCGGUGCAUGAAGGCAGUAGAUCUGUUUUGCUGUCUGUGGUUGAUUCAUCUGCGCGACACAACAUCCUUCAUCUACGGUUUGGAGAUUAUAUGAUGUUGCUCCAGAACUCAAAUUGUUGUUAUACGAAUCUAGAAGUUGCUCGCGCGAUGCGUUUGCGCAUUGCAUACCAGGUGGUUCCGAUAACCAGUUUCCCCAAGCGUCGCAGUUGACGACGCUGAUCCAACAGCACCUGCAGAAACUGACCAAGGAUCCGAGUCAACAGGUGCGACAGGAACUUUCGAAGGCGGUGCUAAAACUCUCUCCCUACGUCGGGAAACACGUCACGGUCACCAUUCUCACGAAAAUCAUCCUGGAGCUGAUUCGCGACGAGUCGUCGGAUGUGCGGCUACAGCUGAUCCAGCAUCUCCCGCACCUGGCCAAGGUAAUCCGAGUGUCCCUCCUGAACGAAUCCUUACUGCCAGCACUACAAGCUCUGUUAUCCCACGAAAAAACUGUUUCACUGUGAUGGCUUUGCAAGAUCUGCAUCACAAGUUUGUUACACAUGACACAGAAAAUUUGCCAUGCGCGCUUCCCAAGGGAAAAAACGCUAAAAAAUCCAAUGUCUUGCAGGUGUAGCAAGACAAAUCGUUCUGUGCUCCAUUCUCUGCAUCACAAGUUCACAGUGAAGCAGUUUUUUCGUGGGAUAUCUGUCGUGCGACAAGCAGUGGCGGGUGCGGCUCGCGGUCUUGGAGUGCUGCCCCGUUCUGUGUCCACAAAAAAAGACACAUCUGUCCACAUGCAAUUUCUCAUGCAAAACAUGCAGUAAGGUCUGCGUUUGUGAUGCAAAAUACGGAUCAUGGGGAAGAUGGAUCUUUUUCUGUGGAUAUUCUGGCCAAGGUGCUGGGGGAGGAUGUUUUUACCGAGCAUUACCCACAGUAAAUUUCCUGUACAACACGUACAAAUGCAGUCUCUGCAUGACAAAACACUUGCCUUCAGUCCUAGUCUAGCAUGACAAGUUGCACACUGCAAGUUAGCGAAAUUUGUCAUACAUUUUGUACAUGUACGGGAAAUUUACAUUGCAUAAGCACAUUUGGUACGCACUGAAAAACAGCGCGCAGGCCGUUGCGGCAGGAACAGCUGCUAUCACAAGAAAAAGUGUUAACGUUAAUGGAAUUUGUGAUGCAGUAACGCAUCAGAAAAGGUGCCCAAAUUUGUAUUGCGCAACAUGCAUGGAAGGCACAAUUUGUAAUGCAUAGCUGCCAUCUGUGAAAACCGUUAACGUUAACACUUUUUUGUUUGAUAGCUGCUAGUACCCAAGCAGGAUCAACAGCAGCCACUUCAUCGGGCGAUGUGAAUACUAGCACGACGAUGAUGAGCCAGCAAGGCAUGACAACGUCCAACAACACGAUGCCACCAAACCCCAACACUGCCGCCUCCUCGAGUACCACAAAGACCUGGCUGGGCGACCCGGUCUACCUCGUGCGAGAAGCAGCCUGCGACUCACUAAUAUCCUGUGCAAAAGUAUCGUACUCGUAGUGAUUGCAUUUACGCAUUACAAGUCUUUCUGUUAAGGCAUAUCCGCAUUACAAAUUCAAACUUGUAAUGCUAAGGAAAUUUGUAAUGCAAUUCAUACGUAGUACGAUAUUUUUGCGAUUCAUAACUAAAGAAGCUCGGCAACAUUCUGGGUACCACCUGGACCAAGGAGAACGUGUUGCCGGAGAUCGAGAAGUAUCCUGUGCAAAAGUAUCGCACUCGUAGUAAUUGCAGUCAUGCACUACAAAUCCUUUUCGUCAGGCAAGCCCGCAUUACAAAUUUCAUUUCUCAUGCUGAGGAAAUUUUCAUUUCUCAAUGAAAUGAUAAUGAACUGAAAUGCUGCGGAAAUUUGUAAUGCAUUUGCACGAGUACGAUUUACUUUUGCGAUUCAUAAGAAGGACCUGAUCUCGCACGAAAACUACCUGCUUCGUAUCCACGCUGGAAAUUUACCGCACUAGCACCACGACGCUCACGCUGACCAAGCCUGUUCAACACACCACCGGGCUCUUGUUCUCGUAGUGCGUUAGUUGUUAUAAAAUACAGAACAGCAUCAUGAGAGCCGCCCUUGCCUCUUCUGACAUUGCUAGCUGUUAGUUUUCGAUGAAAUUAUUAUCUCUGUUGAUCACACUUUGAUGUACGUACGCGGAGAUGUCUACUCUGAUGUGGUAAAUUUGUGUUGCAUACUUCGCGUGACGGCGAUACAAGCGUAUCAAUUGUGAAUUAUGAAAAAUCUGGGUCUGGACUACGAAUAUUAAACAUGCAGCUGAUCAUUUGUUGCCGCGACUUGUAUGCUGAUACUUGCAACAUGAACAUGCCAGAGUGGUCUCUUUGAUACGACACGAGGAAAUGGCAAGGAGGUUUUCGAGGUGGUAGGUUAUUGGAGGUCCAAUAAACAACACUAAUACAUGACAAAGUGCCCCCCUGGUCGACGUGCACUCCUCUCCAAGCAUUACAAAUCUUCUGCAUCUGCGUCGUUUGGAUCUACAAUAACAAAUCCAGACUGAGAUGACACAUAAUUUGCAAAAAUGCAUAAUGCGAUGGCAAAGAUGAUUCAGAUCGAUCCCGCGAAUUACGGCGAGAAAGACGUGGAGGAAGUGCAGGUACUGGUUUUGAUGCGUGCAUCGCAUGACAAACAAUUACACCGAUGCGGUUUCCGCAUGACAGAUGCCUUUUUUAUGGAUGUAGUAACAAUUGCUCACCAUUUACAUUCCAGUUCCGCAUCGCCGACAAAAUUCUGUCCCUCGCCGAGGAUCCCGUUCCGAACGUACGUUUCAACGUCGCUAGAGUUAUCCAAGAUAAUAACAAAGCUGUGUCAGUGUAACUCACUACUAUGUGCUGCAAAAGUACAUGGAAGAUAGAGGCGCCUGUCAACAUGCUGAAACUCCAUUUAGAGAAGAGGCAGUUGUUUACAUGAAUAACUUCACGUAUAUGAUGGCGCAUCGGUUUUCCUUUUCUCUGACAUGCGAUUUAAAUUUGUGUUGCUAAUCAUGAAAACAAGAUUUGACUUGAGAAGUAGAAGUACACUGACGCAGGAUCUCUUUCCUUGGACAAGCGCCUUACCGCAGUUACUCCAAGCGCUAGCAAUGGAGAGUGAUUUUCUGCAGCGGCGGGCCGUGGAAACGCUGUAUCAAAUGUAAAAAUGUCUGCGUCUGGAAGAAUGCAAGUUUGUCAUGCUUGUCUGGCAUGACUCUUAAAUCUGUCAUGCACAUUACCAAAGAGCCCCACUUUUGUGUCAUGCAGAAACGUAGUUUGUCAUGCAGAAUAGGCAACACCUAGAAGCUCAGAAACUUGUCAUGCUGAGCCAGCAAUUGUGGCCUUCUCAUGUAACGCCACACAGCAUCAGAAGUUUCCAGACCCAGACAUUUUUACAUUUGAUACGCUGGAAAACCUGGCAAAAUCGGACUCCGAUCCGGAUGUCGCGCAUUUCGCGAGUCAGAGUCUGGAAACGGUGUUGGCGCGUUGAUAUAGAUGCGGAAGUUGCAUCUGCAGUGGUCCGGUGUGCUGAAGCAGGUCGUGCGGUCUUUCACGACGUGCAGUUCCUUUGGGAUUGUCUCUGCGGGUGGUUGAUCGCAACAGAAAGAGAAACGAUUUUGGUUUUGCUCUGAUGAUUGUUUCCCGCCCAGACGUUGUCGUUGUAGGAGCAUCCUGAUUUUGGUUUGCCCUCGCGACAUCAUUUAUCAAUCUCCCGCACGCAGAGGAACACGCGGAACAUCGUUUGUUUUACUGUGAUUCAGAAGAUUUUUAGCGCAGUGCAAACCGUUCUGACCCUCUUCGCCCGCUUUCGUCUGAAUUUCAUAUCGCAGAACAAGUUAAGCAACUUCUACUGAAGACCGCAGCUGCUGCUUUCAAAUAUUUGCAAUUUAAUCCUAGUUUUUUCUUUUUGAGGUAUCUAAUUUGAUUACUUAUUUUGAUUUUUCCGUGGACGAAAAGAAAACCAUACUGCAAGGACGUAUUUUUCUUGAAAAAAAAGUAGAGGAGUUCUACGCGCUGGCGGAGAAACAAGUAGAUGGAGAUCGACCGGGGAGUGAGUGUCAAGAAUGAAGCGCGAAGAACAACAAAUUCGCCAGUAG
Messenger RNA from Amoebophrya sp. A120, 9191 nucleotides. The record is from the annotation of a GenBank genome assembly. Lineage: Eukaryota; Dinophyceae; Syndiniales; Amoebophryaceae.